AAGAGGAGCAGCUCAUGUUCAAGGGAUGAAAAACACAUUUCUCAUUUCAGGGAAAUAAACAUCCAUGCUAUAGGUGUGGGGACCUGUGUUUGAAGCUCAUCCAAGGGUGUCCAUGGGGGGCUAAUACUUCCCUGGGAGGGGACAAAGGAAGUCUUUUUGAAUCGGAUGCAGUAUGCGAAAUGAUUUCCCCAUCUUCAAAGCUUUCUUAGCACACGCCCUUGCCGCAAUUCCCCCCAACGCAAUCGGCCGGGUCCCGCAACAUUAGCACCGACCGGGGCAGCAUCAGCACCGUGUGGAAGCUGAGAAUCUCUCGCCAUGGCAGAGAGCAGUUGGGCGUCGUUGCUCCACUGGUCCAAGUGGAUGGCUUUGGCCAACGGAUCCUGGCACGCCUUGAUGGCUCAGGCCCCUGCAGAGGCCAUGCUUUUGCUGUCUUGGAUGCUCUCGAGCGACUCCACUUCACCAGCUUUGGCACCAAACGAAACUGACCGAAGGGACGCUGGUCCGACGGAACAAGGGACUGCGGUGAUGUUCAUGUCCAACCACCCCGUCUUCACGAAGGCCGUGGUGCCGCGCUUGCGUGAGGCUGCUGGGCGCUUCGUGGUGGUGAGCAGCGUCGCGGAGGUGGGGGAGUACUGCAAGGAGCUGGGGUGCGACUACAUCCACUUCCCCACCUGUGAGAAUGCCAUGCGCUUCGCGGCCAUCUGCAAGGAACAACCGGCCUAUGCUGCAGAAGUGGAGAAGACCUAUGAAGUGCUGAAGGAGUGGAAGCCGGACGUGAUGAUCACCUGUGGCUUCUUUGUGCUGCCCCCGCGGGCCGUGAAGAUCCCCAGCAAGGUGGCACUGAACCUCCACAACGCCAAGCUGCCUCUCUACCGCGGUGGCGUCGCGUACCAGGCGCAGAUCCUUCGUGGAGAGCCGACCUUUGAGUGUUGCGUUCAUGUGAUGACGGAUGUGAUCGAUGAUGCGAGGGAUGUGCUGGUGCGCAGCAGGCCCUUGUGCUUGGAAGGCAAGACGACCCUGGAUGCCAUCCAAGCCACGGCAGAGGUGGCGCCGCAGAUGAUCCUGGACGCACUUCACAUGGUGCUGUCCGAUGAAGUUCGAGAGCCUGAAGAAGUUCCCACAGGUGACUUACCGCACGCCUUUGGGGUCAAGAAGCAGACCUGGACCGAUGCGGCUGGCGUACGCUGGAGCUCCAAUUGCGGGGUGUUGUCCCGCGUGCGCAUCGAGUGGUCGGAGGACACCGCGGUGGACAUCGAGCGGGCCUCAAGGGCCUUUAACGUGCGGUACCACCUCUUCACAGACUAUCAAGGUCGACCCUUUCGUGUGGAUCACUGCAUGCUGCAGCCGGAGGCGACCACGAAGCCGCCGGGCCAGAUCCUCUGGGCCUCCGGACGUGGCGAAGACCUCCUGGUCGGGGUGGCCACCUGCGACGGGCGAGUGGUGCUGCUGCGAGGUCAGCUGGUGGAUGGCGCUGCGCCCGUUGGCGCUUUGGAAGUUGGGAGUCGUUUUGAGUCCGUGACCCUGGUGAGUGACUGGCUGAAGUACCCGAACACGGAUCGCCUGCCGGGCGGACUGCGCUACUGUUGACCGGUCGUGUUUGGAGACCAUGGGUCUUCUGUAUACCCCAUUGGGGUGUGAUCUUAAGUGUAGGCUUUUGUACAGCGACAUUGGAGUCCGAAGAGCAGCCUGGCUCUAGCUCUGGUGGCUUUCCCAGGCUGGACUCAUGGACUCUUGAAAUGGACCCAGCGAGAUUUGGGUUGAUCUCUUUGAGUUCCUUUUGUACAGUCAACCACCGUGAUGGAGCUUGGGUCCAGUGAUGGAGCUUGUCCUCCGCCGAAUCCAAACAACCAAGGUCUCUUCUGCUUCGGCUCCGAGAAAGACGUAUGCUUCCUGGAACGGUGUUGUCACUUGCAAGCCCAAUCCAUCAACGUGUAUAGUAUAGCCUUUUAGUAUAGCAGUAUAGCCUUUCCUGACACUGUCCUGGAGGAUGACAGAUGCAUAGUCACUCCGAAUGUCCCAACUCCAUUGGCUAUGCCAAAUGACAGUGUCCUUGCCAGCCAUGUGACUCAAACUUUGGCACAUCUGGCACUCCAUUGGCACUCUUGCUUAAAUUGCUCAGCAAGAAAA
Molecule: messenger RNA, 2127 nt
Organism: Durusdinium trenchii
Lineage: Eukaryota; Dinophyceae; Suessiales; Symbiodiniaceae
Source: the annotation of a GenBank genome assembly